UGUUAGUGCAGUAUCAGUUCUUUGCGUGUUGGUGACUGGUGAGUUGGAUAGUAUUGCGGAGGCAAAUCUUAUCAAAAUGAAAAGGUUACUUCUACUGAUUGCAAUGAUAUGGUAUGUAGACGGAAAGAAGAAACUCAAGCCCACUCUCGAGGAUAUACACGAAUACAGCACUGAUGAGUCAGUAGUAUUUGCUAAACCAGUUGUUAUCAACGCCAGGAAGAUGCACAAAGCUUUAAAAAACCCAGAUGUGGUAUCCACAUGCCGUUACAUUCUCUUUAAAACAUACAAGACAUUCCACAAAGCUAAAGAAUCCUGCGAAAAGCUCCAAAUGCCUCUAACCCACACCAACUCUUCAAUAGCUGUUAUCAAAACAAGGGAAGACAACAAGGACAUAACCCAUCUUCUGCAGCUAGCGUAUGGGGUGAAACAGGUCGGAAGGAGGUUUGAUAGGCGGAAUUGGGUGUGGGUUGGGUUAAAGAAAGUACAUAACACCGGCAAGGUCCUGAAGAAGAAUAAGCGAGGACCUAAGAAUUUCAACGCUUCAGAGUGGAGAUGGGAUGAUGGUUCAAUCCCGGAGUACGUGCGGUGGUUGAGGGAUAUGCCGGAUCAGGAGAAAGCAGGAAAAAAUUAUCAAGAUCACGUUUCAGUCAGCAAACGAGGAAGAUGGGACGAUACAUUUCCCUACAAGAAAAUGCCCUACGCCUGCAACUAUUGUGGAAAAUACAUUGUUUUAGCCCAACAUGUCACAUGGUCACACGCCAAGUUCCUGUGUAAAUCUUACGGUUUAACCAUGGCGAUGGUUAACAGCAAACGGGACAACGACGAUCUAGCGAUGGCUGUGAAAAUGGAGUUCGGGGAAGAUACUGAGAAAAAGAGGUGGGAUGAUAAUAAUUGGAUCUGGCUUGGAAGUCAAGAAAUUAUGCAAAAUGGCACGGGGACAAAAAUAUGGCAACAUCACGACGGUUCCCCCUUGCUGUGGGUGUCCCCGAAAUGGGACACGAAGAGGCAACCAGACAACUGGAGUAAACAGAGAUGGGGUGAAGAGCGGGUGGUUGCCUUCUCUCGGAUCAACCACAAGUGGGAUGAUUCGUAUCCUGAAAGGAAACGCCCGUUUGCAUGCAUGUGUCCGCACAUGUCUUGUGAAUCAAAUGUUUACCAUCAUUAACGAGAACUUGGUUGUUUAUAUGAUUAUGAGUGAACAUUUGUUUAAUUAGUUAAUUUGAUUGAUGCCGUGACAAAAUGUUUUGUGCGAAAAAUAACAAUUUGCUUCAUCA
Molecule: messenger RNA, 1274 nt
Organism: Bolinopsis microptera
Lineage: Eukaryota; Metazoa; Ctenophora; Tentaculata; Lobata; Bolinopsidae
Exons: 2
Coding region: 77-1165 (362 amino acids)
Biological process (GO): biological process involved in interspecies interaction between organisms
Cellular component (GO): external side of plasma membrane
Molecular function (GO): carbohydrate binding
Source: RefSeq, a predicted model, not a curated record